AUGCACCAAAACCCGUCGCCACCACCACCACAACUCACAACCCAUAAAUCCACCUUACCUUUCCUUCUAUACGAGUCCCCAAAAUCAGAACUUGCAUCAUAUUUCUUCGAUCGCAGCUCCACCCGCUUUGUUUCCAAGCUCCAUUUCGGGAGGGAGAGGAAAAGGAACGAACAAGGUAAAUUGGCGAGUGCCAUGAUUAGUACUCUUGGUAGUGCAUAUGGUAGAAGUGGUUAUUGUAAUAAGGCUAUUAAGGUCUUUGAUUCGAUGAAAGAUUAUGGCUUGAAGCCCAAUUUGGUUACUUAUAAUGUUGUUAUUGAUGCCUGUGGGAAAAUGGUAAAGAAGGGUUGUUGGCAACAAGCCAAUGCCUUUCGUUGGCUAUCCUGGAAUUUUUAUGUGGCAAUUCAUGCCCUCGCUAUUGUUGAUACCUCUCGGGAUCAUGUUCUACGGCCUCCAGUUGCUUAA
Messenger RNA from Dovyalis caffra, 462 nucleotides. Lineage: Eukaryota; Viridiplantae; Streptophyta; Magnoliopsida; Malpighiales; Salicaceae. The record is from the annotation of a GenBank genome assembly.